UACUUCUGAAAGUGUUCUAUCCCUUCAAUCCAAAACAUUUUGAAUUAGGCUCUUGGAAUCACUCUCAGACUCUUCCAUUUAUUUGACCAAAUUAAGUACUUUGUGUGAUACAUAGAUAUUUUUAUAUGCAGUUGUCAUUAAUUUGAAAGAGUUACCUAUGGAUCUUUGAUUGAAUUAAAGAAUCUGUUACUUUGCAUAGAACAGUCAAGUCGAUUUCAGAGUACGUCCUAGUUAAUGUAUUACUUAGUCUAAUGUUAUUUUUGUUCCUGACAUUUUGUCACCAUUGUGCUUCAGUUGGAUGAAGAUAGAUUUUAUGUUGAAUACGAUUUCUAUAGAAGUCUUGUCUUCAUUGUAUUCUCUAAUGAAUUUCAUUGGUUAUUUACUGUUUCUUAAACAUUUGUAAACAUUCAUUAGUUCUACUUCUGGAGUUUGAACAAUAUACAUUCUUUCUGUCCCAUGAAUUAAUGUUUCGAUAAGUGUAUUUUUAUAACUGACUAAAUGAAAUUUAUGCGACUAUUCGUCAAUAUUAGAACGAAUAGUUUGACAAAAAUUGGACAACGGUGGUUUUGGAAAGAAGGAUCCUUAUAAACUUGAAUUGUUACUUGAGCAUCAGCUGAAACUAAUGCAAAUGUUGACAGAUAUCAAAGUUUCGCCUCCCACACAGCCUAGCACAUCUAAUGCAAACACAGCAUCAUCAGUAGACGGCAUCGCAAAUAGCAUCGCUGAGUUUCAUUAUGAUCCUGGCGCCAACGUUACUUUUGACAUGUGGUUCCGUCGUUAUGAAGAUCCAUUUAAAUUUGAUUUUGCUAAUCAAGAUGAUGCUUGGAAGAUUCGGCUGCUACUUCGAAAAAUGGGUGCAAGUGAGCUGGACGGGUACUGUAAUUUGAUCCUGCCUUUGGACUCACGUGAUCGCCGAUUCUCAGACACAGUCCAGACAUUAAGUCAACAUUUCGGCGACGACUCACCAUUGUUUAAUACUCGUUAUCGAUGUUUGAAGCUAAUUAUGAACGAAGACAAUGACUUUCUUACGCAUGUGGGGAUCGUCAACCGUAAAUACGAACGCUUCCGGUUGAAGUCUUUGUCUGAAGACCAGUUUAAAGCCCUUAUCCUCAUUUGCAGUCUCCAGUCCCAAAAGUUCAGUGACAUAAGAACACGGCUACUGUGCCGAUUGGAUCAAGAUCCUAAACUCAGCCUUAGUGACACAGCCAAUGAAUACGAACGCUUCAUUAAUUUGCAACGAGACACGACUAUGAUUCAGAGUGGUAGGUUUAGUCAAUUUGAAGUACGAGUAGUGCAACAGACAUCUAACCAGAAUAAAUGUGCCAUAAAUGUGUCAUUAUCAUGACUUAAGGAGUAAAAUAAUGAUCACGUUAUUACAUCAGAAAUCACAUAAUUGUAAUCUAACUAAAAACAAAAAAGAAUUAUAUGCAUUAAAACAGAUGAGAAAUGAUAAGACAAUUGGGAGAUCAAAUAAGGUGAACAUGAUAGUUAUGAGCACAAAAACCAGGGGGACAUUUAAAAGAGGUCCCUUAUGAACUAAUUAAAAAAAAACGAAAAAUCGGACAACACUUAAUAAACUUAAUUUCGAAACCAGUUUGCAGUCUUAUAAUCGAUGAGAAUUAAACUAGGAUCAUCAUUAUGGUUCAUGUUAUAUUCGAAGAGUUGUAACUCUUGUAGAGUCUAUGGACUUGCAAAGAUUCACAAGAAUAAUCCAUUAAAACUAGUGAUUGGUUUUGAAGAUGCCAGAUGUAUUUGAAGUUUGACAACUCUUUAACCAAUAACACCUUCUAAUAU
Molecule: messenger RNA, 1794 nt
Organism: Schistosoma haematobium
Lineage: Eukaryota; Metazoa; Platyhelminthes; Trematoda; Strigeidida; Schistosomatidae
Exons: 1
Coding region: 623-1345 (240 amino acids)
Source: RefSeq, a predicted model, not a curated record